AUGGCGCAGAACGGCAUUGCCUUGGAUACCCUGCAGCAAAAACCUGCCAUUGCUCCGCCCGUCUUUGUGUUUCAGAAGGAUAAAGGACAAAAGUCCUCUGCAGAGCAAAAAGACUUGUCGGAUUCGGGAGAGGAGCCUCGGGGGGAGGCUGAGGCCCCCCACCAUGGCACGGGUCACCCCGAGUCAGCUGGUGAGCAUGCCCUAGAGCCUCCUGCCCCCGCUAGCGCUUCAGCCAGCACUCCUGAAGCCCAGCUUCUUCCUUUCCCGCGAGAACUGGCAGGGAGGCCAGCCGGAGGCGCCAGCCCCGAAGGUGGAGAAGAUUCCGACCGAGAAGAUGGAAACUACUGCCCUCCUGUCAAGCGAGAAAGAACGUCCUCUUUAACCCAGUUCCCACCAUCACAGUCAGUAUCAAAAAACAAUGUUUUUAUGCCAUCAACCUUCUGCGAGCCAUCUGCAGGCAAUUCUGACUCAGAACCAGAGGAAAAGAGCAGUGGGUUCCGGUUGAAGCCACCAACGCUGAUCCACGGCCAGGCACCCAGCGCAGGUCUGCCGAGCCAGAAACCCAAGGAGCAACAGCGGAGUGUGCUUCGCCCGGCAGUGUUGCAGGCCCCGCAGCCAAAGGCACUGUCACAGACCGGGUUAACAUUAGGAACCGUCGCUGCCACCUGCCGCCACUUGGAAACGCGGGGGCCGGGGCAGCAGCCCAGUAAGUCUCCUGCAAGUCUGCUGCGAGCCCGGGGGACGCUGAGGCGGCCCGGACGCCCAGGGACCCCGCCAGAGAAGACAGACAAAGACCCCCAGAAGAAUGAGCCUAGCGGUACCGGGGAGGACUGUGAGAAAGCAGAGCGGGCUGUACAGCAGGCGUUUGUGUUCGGACAGAACCUGAGGGACAGAGUCAAGUUAAUACACGAGAACACUGAAGUGGCUGACAUGGAGAAUGCCGGACAUCCCAGUUCAGAAACGCCGACUGCGACCAACUAUUUCCUUCAGUAUAUCAGCUCCAGUUUAGACAACUCGACCAACAGUGCCGACACCGCCAGCAACAAAUUCGUGUUUGGCCAGAACAUGAGCGAGCGCGUGCUGAUCCAGUGUAAGCUGUUUGUCUUUGACAAGGCCUCACAGUCGUGGGUGGAAAGAGGCCGGGGGCUGCUCAGACUCAACGACAUGGCGUCAACUGACGAUGGGACACUACAGUCCCGACUAGUGAUGCGGACCCAGGGCAGCUUGCGGCUGAUCCUCAACACCAAGCUGUGGGCCCAGAUGCAGAUUGACAAGGCCAGUGAAAAGAGCAUACGCAUCACAGCCAUGGACACCGAGGACCAGGGCGUGAAGGUUUUCCUGAUCUCAGCCAGUUCCAAGGACACGGGCCAGCUGUAUGCAGCCCUGCACCACCGCAUCCUGGCCCUGCGCAGCCGCGUGGAGCAGGAGCAGGAAGCCAAGAUGCCUGCCCCCGAACCCGGGGCAGCCCCAUCCAACGAGGACGACAGUGACGAGGACGUCCUGGCUCCAUCAGGGGCCACCGGAGGCGGUGCUGGCGAUGAAGGGGACGGGCAGACAGCCGGGAGCACAUAGCGCCGGGAGCCGGCUGCCCGCGAGCCUGCUGCUUUGUCCGUCUGUCC
Molecule: messenger RNA, 1619 nt
Organism: Puma concolor (puma)
Lineage: Eukaryota; Metazoa; Chordata; Mammalia; Carnivora; Felidae
Source: RefSeq, a predicted model, not a curated record